Molecule: messenger RNA, 3045 nt
Organism: Chanos chanos (milkfish)
Lineage: Eukaryota; Metazoa; Chordata; Actinopteri; Gonorynchiformes; Chanidae
Gene: nr5a2
Product: nuclear receptor subfamily 5, group A, member 2
Exons: 8
Coding region: 194-1816 (540 amino acids)
Biological process (GO): tissue development; regulation of transcription by RNA polymerase II; hormone-mediated signaling pathway
Cellular component (GO): RNA polymerase II transcription regulator complex
Molecular function (GO): RNA polymerase II cis-regulatory region sequence-specific DNA binding; zinc ion binding; nuclear receptor activity
Source: RefSeq, a predicted model, not a curated record
AGUCGGGGGACAUGCCAGGGGCUUUGCUACGUCCUUUGGGAGAAUUCAUUUCCCUUAGUGAACAGUAGCCAGUAUCUUGUAAACCCCAAAACUGCCCAUGAAAAGCAUGGAAAAGCGUUAGUCACACUCUUUUCAUAGGCUACAUUAGGUGAGACGGCCCUUUUCUCUCCAAACGAGGGACUGGUUUGCUAUAAUGUCUACAAGUCCUAAGACUGAAUUAGAACAAGGUGACUCCAAUGAAGAUGUGUCUUGUUUUGGUGGCCAGCCGGACGGAGCGGCGUCUCCCCUUCAGCCUAGCAGAGCUGUCAUGCUGCCCAAAGUCGAGUCAGAAUCUUUGGGACUCGCUCGAUCGCAUGGGGAACAGGGGCACAUGCCAGCCAACAUGCAAGCCCCUCAGUUUAAAAUGAUGGACUACUCGUAUGAUGAAGACUUGGAUGAAAUGUGCCCAGUAUGUGGAGACAAAGUGUCUGGGUAUCACUAUGGACUCCUCACCUGUGAGAGCUGUAAGGGUUUCUUCAAGCGCACUGUUCAGAACAACAAAAGGUACACAUGUAUCGAGAACCAGAGCUGUCAGAUAGACAAAACCCAGCGGAAACGCUGCCCCUACUGCCGCUUUCAGAAGUGCCUCACAGUCGGCAUGAAGCUGGAAGCCGUGAGAGCGGAUCGCAUGCGGGGAGGCCGGAACAAGUUCGGGCCGAUGUACAAGCGCGACCGGGCCCUCAAACAGCAGAAGAAGGCUCUGAUCCGAGCCAACGGACUCAAAAUAGAAGCCAUGACGCAGGUGAUGCAAACGGUGCCCACGGACCUGACGAUAUCCUCCGCCAUCCAGAACAUCCACUCGGCCUCCAAAGGUCUACCUCUCAGUCAUGCCGCCCUCCCCCCCACAGACUAUGACCGAAGCCCCUUUGUCACGUCUCCCGUCAGCAUGACCAUGCCCCCCCACGCCGGCAGCCUACAGGGCUACCAAGCUUACGGCCACUUCCAGAGCCGCACCAUCAAGUCCGAGUACCCGGACCCUUACACCAGUUCGCCCGAGUCCAUCAUGGGCUACCCCUACGUGGACACCUACCAGAGCGGUUCCCCUCCCAGCUUCCCACACCUCAUAGUGGAGCUGUUGAAGUGCGAGCCGGACGAACCGCAGGUGCAAGCCAAGAUCCUGGCCUACCUGCAGCAGGAGCAGGCUAGCCGGGGCAAACACGAGAAACUCAACACCUUUGGUCUUAUGUGCAAAAUGGCUGACCAGACGCUCUUCUCCAUUGUGGAGUGGGCAAGGAGCAGUAUAUUCUUCAGAGAGCUUAAGGUUGAUGACCAAAUGAAGUUACUGCAGAACUGUUGGAGCGAGCUUUUAAUUCUUGACCACGUGUUCCGGCAGGUCAUGCACGCCAAAGAAGGCUCCAUCCUCCUGGUGACUGGCCAACAAGUGGAUUACGCUGUAAUUGCCUCCCAAGCCGGGGCCACUCUCAACAACCUCCUGAGUCACGCGCAGGAGCUGGUGGGGAGGCUUCGCUCCCUGCAGCUGGACCAGAGGGAGUUCGUCUGCCUCAAGUUUCUCGUGCUGUUCAGCUUGGAUGUAAAGAACUUGGAAAAUUUCCAUUUGGUGGAGAGUGUUCAGGAGCAGGUGAACGCUGCGUUGUUGGACUACGUCAUGUGUAACUACCCUCAGCAGACGGACAAGUUCGGCCAGCUCCUCCUCCGGCUCCCUGAGAUCCGCGCCAUCAGCCUGCAGGCGGAGGAGUACCUGUACUACAAGCACCUGAACGGGGACGUGCCCUGCAACAACCUGCUCAUCGAGAUGCUCCACGCCAAACGCGCCUGAGACGCUCCACGCCAACGCAUCCAUUACAACCUCUCGCCCGCCCCCCCCCCCCUCCGAACGGCACCCGAACGCCCCACGUCCCGACCCCAUCUGACGACACCGCUCGACGCCAUCGCCCAAGCAUAAGCCUGUAAACGUUCACAAACCCCCUCGCCCUCAGAGAAGAAGAAGAAGACCAAAACCGCCCGACUUUAUGCCGCGGUCACGUCGACCCAGAAAGGCUGGAUUCAAAAAGACGGGACGGGAAGAGUCAGUAGACGGUUUUAACUCGGUUAAUGUUUCGCCGACUUGGGAGAUGGUGUUUUUCUGUCCAAACGAACGAACGAACGAACAAACAAACAAAAAAAGAAGAAACAAAAAAAACAAACAGAAAAAAAAGUGAUGUAAUGACUUGUGGGCUAUUGCCUUGGUGCAAAACAGACAGCGAUUCACGUGCACUAGUGCUUCUGUUAGCAUGAUCAAGAGUUUCUUCAGCCCAGGCAGCACCAGGAGGACUGGAGAGGAGAAAAGAGGAGAGGAGAGGAGAGGGGAGGAGAGGAGAAAAAGAGAGAGGAGAGAGGAUUUGGGUUCCUCUCUGACUCAUGGCACGUAGUUGGUGUUGGUACUGUGUUUUAAUGACUUUUGGAAGCUCUCUCUCGCUCUCUCUCUCCCUCUCUCUCUAUCUCUCUCUCCCUCUGGCCUCUUUAUGUCUGUUUUAAGGCACAUGAGUUGGGCAAGUGCCAGGCAUAAGACUGUAAGGUUGGCACCAUGCCCAGCCCAUCUCUGUGUGCUGACAAGGACUGGUUUGCAGCCUUCUCACCAAAAAUGUACAUAAUAAACCAAGACGAGACCCAGUGCGAAAAAAAACAAAAAAAAAACCUAUCUUUCGAAACACGGCAGUCAUUUCUUCCUCUUUGUCACUCUGAGAAUAAGCUUCUUUAAAUCUGCCCCCCCCACCACUGACCCCCAACAAAGUGAUCAUCACCUGUCUGCUUUUUACAUCAAAGUGUAUAAAUAAAUUUGUUUUUAUCAGUAAGUUAUUUAAUACUUCUGUGGUUCUGUUAUGCCAACUCACUGCUCACCCUCACGGUUUUCUGUGGAAGAUUCGUCGUUUCGACGAGCAAAAAAGAAGCGUCUGUCUUCUUUUCCAAGUAACCCCCCCCCCCACCCCCCUCGUUGUCGUUGAAAGAGCAGGGACAAGGGCCAAGAAGAAGAAAUACUGCCUCUGUCAAUGCAAGACCAAAGCCUGC